Messenger RNA from Salvia splendens (bonfire salvia), 599 nucleotides. Its product is annotated as UDP-glycosyltransferase 91C1. The transcript has a single exon. Lineage: Eukaryota; Viridiplantae; Streptophyta; Magnoliopsida; Lamiales; Lamiaceae. Gene Ontology annotation, molecular function: UDP-glucosyltransferase activity. The record is from RefSeq and is a predicted model, not a curated record. Bases 73 to 582 code for a protein of 169 amino acids.
UCUUGAUUCACGUGAAGUGUGUUUCUCCUAUAUAACAACUGCAGAGUACAGUUUGAAGACCAUUACCAUAUAAUGAUGUUUCCAUGGCUGGCAUUUGGGCACAUGAUACCCUUCUUCGAGUUAUCGAAGCUACUAGCAGCAAAAGGCGUCUUUGUUUCAUAUGUUUCCACCCCAAGAAACCUGCAGAGAUUACCUGCCAUUUCAUCACCUCUUCUGGAGCUUGUGGAGAUCCAAAUCCAAAUGCAUCCGGUGGAUGGACUACCGGUGGAUUGUGAGGCAACUAUGGAUAUCCAGCAAGUCCAAACACCGCUCCUCAAGAAAGCAUACGACAUGUUAGCUGAGCCAUUUGAGCAUCUGGUUGACAAGGUCAAGCCAGAUUUGAUAUUCCUUGAGUUUGCUGCAUACCGAAUCUUAGAUGUUGCUGCUAAAUACGGCGUAAGCACUGCGUUUUUCAGCGUGUAUGCAGCUGCUACAUUGGCUCACCUGGGGCAACUGGCUGAGCUCAAGGAAGGAAAGCAACAUCCGAGUCCAGAGUGCUGCGCACAGCCACCUGAUUGGAUGCCUUCUCCCAACACCAAGUAGUAUGAAGCAUGGAUGGU